UCAGUCUACAGAAGAAUGUUUGUCUUCCUGUUAUGAUGUCAGCGUUUAUGACAAAUCCAUUCUAGAAUGUAAAGAGUCUAUAUGUGAGUUCCUCAGAACAGAACACAAUCUUUUCACCAGCUGAACAGACACACAUUCGUCUUCAGAGAAAGUCAUCUGUCAAACACUCAACAAGAUUUUACAUCUAUCUCACGUUUUAGAACGUUUUCAAGAUCAUCAGCCACCAUGGAAAGACGAGAGAGUAGAGCCAGCAGGGACUACAACAGAGGGAUGGAGGAGAUGAGGAAACUGAUGGAGGGUGAGAUGCAGGAGAGGGAACAAAAGUUAAGGACCGCUGCUAAAAUCAUGGUCCUCAAGGAGAGGGAGACCUGGAGAAGUGACAGGGAGCAACUUCUGGAGAAGCUCUCUGUCACUGAGGAAGAAGUCACGGCAUUGAAGAGUGACCUCCAGGAUGAAAAGGACAAGAACAGGAACAGAGAACAAGAUAUCUGGUCUCUUCACUGCCAGCUCUCUACUGAGAAAGAAAAGUACGACUCCGCCAAUGCUCUCUGGUGGAGGAAGUUACAUGAAGUGUUGGAGAAGGCAGCAGGGGGCAUCAGAAAGAGAGAUGAUCAAAUCAUCUCUCUUGAACGGAGCCUCCACGCUGAGAAAGAGAGCUGGCAGCAAAAAGUCAGCCAGCUAGAAGAGCUCCUCAGUGAAAAAGAGAAAGAAAUCAGCAGGGCCAAUAAAAAAAGAAGAGAACGUACCACGGCUCAUAUUGACACCUUGGCCCUGCUGAGUGAAACACAGUCAGCUUUGAAAGAAAGUCAACUGGCCUGUGAUUCACUGGAGGAAAAACUCAGACAGCAGCUGACUGAAAAAAUGGAGAAAGACCAGAGAGAGCUCUCAGAGAGAGUAGAGAGCCUCCGCAAGGAGCUCUCUGAGAGAGUCAGAAAGUCUAGAGAGGAGCUCUCCACAGUGUGCGAGAGUUGGGAGAGGAGGUCACACCAGUGGAGGAAAGAGAAAAAACAACUGGAGGAGACGCUGCAGGCCAAACACAAGAUUUGGAUCCACGAGGAGGCGCAGAUGAAAGAACAGAUCCAGCGCCUCACCAAUGACAACCUCCAGCUUCAGGAGCUCCUGAUGAAAAAGGAGAAGAAGAAGCAGAAGAGCUUCUGGAGCUGGAGUCGCAGCAAAUAACAACAGCUCCCUCUUUCCCCAAACCCCUCUCCCACCUCACCCACCCCUCUCCCUCUCCUACUCCUUCACUCACCCUCACCCUCA
Molecule: messenger RNA, 1263 nt
Organism: Thunnus maccoyii (southern bluefin tuna)
Lineage: Eukaryota; Metazoa; Chordata; Actinopteri; Scombriformes; Scombridae
Product: golgin subfamily A member 6-like protein 22
Exons: 3
Coding region: 226-1179 (317 amino acids)
Source: RefSeq, a predicted model, not a curated record